UUUUCGCUCGUCUUUUUACUUUAUUUCUGUACUUACAAAUUUUACUCUAUCAUUGACUCUUAUCUCAUCAUGCAAAUUAGAGCAAUGCCUUCUCCUACCGCCACCACUACUAGUUCGUUCACUAAAAAGAGUAAAUGGAGUUCCUUUAUCACAAAGUUAUAUCCAGCCCAUCAUCCCAAGCAACACCGUCGACAGCAACAACAAGAGCAACAACAAAACAGCAGUGCAUCCAUGUAUCCUGCAUCCAUAAGAAGAGACAGUGAAGAGACAGUGGUUUCUCAACACAACAAAUAUAAUAGAAAACAUAGUGAUACAAUGUCUGUGGGUACCUUGGAUUCAACAACAAGUGUAGCCGAUAAAGUACGUCAUGUAUUGCCAUCCCUUUUCUUCCGAAGAACAGAAAGCAGCAAUCAUCAUCAUCAUCAACAGCAACAGCAGCAACCUACGAUGAGUACCAGCAGCCGCGUUCAUUCCAAUAUGCUGGAUAUCUCCAGAGAGCUUGAGCAUUUACAAUCAUUAUACGCAUUAGCGAUCGAAGAACUCAAUUAUGCUGAAGAUUCUCGAGGAUCCAGCUAUUACGCAGGCGAUUUAGUCACUGCACGUGAAGCACUGACGAAUUGCACCAAUGCCUUUUUAAUGCUGCUUGAUCAUAUGCAGGAUCCUUUGACACGUGAAGGCUUACAAACAGCCAUGGCUGCCAAGCUGCUGAAAUUACAGCAGCGUGUUGAUUCAUUACCAGAAGCAGAAGAUUAUUGAAAAAAAAAAAAAAAAGAAA
Molecule: messenger RNA, 775 nt
Organism: Mycotypha africana
Lineage: Eukaryota; Fungi; Mucoromycota; Mucoromycetes; Mucorales; Mycotyphaceae
Exons: 1
Coding region: 70-756 (228 amino acids)
Source: RefSeq, a predicted model, not a curated record